AUGAACGGGUGGCAGAGGACGCUGAUGAAUCAGCAGGUUGGCAGCGCUGGGCUUGGCGUUGGCGGCUCCGGCGGGAUGCAGGAUGUGGUGGCCCUUGCCGCCGCGGCCGAUCCCCAGUUUGUGAGGCUGCGGGACAUGGCCCGAGAGAAGAUAUUCAAGUUUUUGGAAAGUUUGCCAUUGCUGCCUCCCUGGCGGCCGCGCCUCCGGGCGCUCGCGACGCGGCUCGAGGAGAUCUUGUUUAGAAAAUACCCAACCAAGGUGUUCCUCUCUCUUUCCUUCCUUUUUUUUGUAGCUUUGAUUUUCAGGCAACCAAGUCCAUUUAAUUCCGAGCAAGAUAUCAAAUACUAUUACCGUUUAAUUAAUCACGUGAGUUGUCGAUAUCUCUUAUUGUUUGGGCAGAUGGAGUACUAUAAAAUGACGAGGCGACCAAUGCCACAAGCGAUGGUGUUUGCUGUCAAGACCUACACGGCUCAGAACCGACAAUAUCGACAAAUUCAACAAUCGUUAAGGCAGAUUGCAUCUUCCCCUGGCUAUGGGGCGAUGAUUCCGACAUCCAGUAUCAUGCAAGGUGCAAGUGAAAAUUCUAGAAUGUCUUAUGUGACGGGCAAUGUUGGCCCUUUGACGUCUAGUGCAGAUAUGGUUCUGCAGAACGCCAACAUGGAUACCUCACUGCCAGAAGGAGCUUUUGAUGGGCACGUGAACACAAUGCUUUCUUUGGGGACAAACCCUACACCACAUGAUCUUUCUAGAGCGUCCAACAACAACAUUGUAACACCCAGACUGGAUACAAGCUUAAGUGAAGCCAACAGAUUCUCUCCCAAGGUGACGCAGGCACACCCGACGCCUAUCAAGAAUCUCCCAAGGGAACCAAAGUUCACCUGCCCAGUCUGCAUCAGUGAGUUGGUUGAUGCGUCGUCUACCAUCUGCGGCCACAUCUUCUGCAAGAAAUGCAUAGAGGCCUCCAUCCAAUUUCAGAAGAAGUGCCCUACUUGUCGUACGAGGCUGACCAUGAGAAAUUUCCACCGCAUCUACCUCCCGACGAUGGAUUGA
Molecule: messenger RNA, 1050 nt
Organism: Triticum turgidum subsp. durum (durum wheat)
Lineage: Eukaryota; Viridiplantae; Streptophyta; Magnoliopsida; Poales; Poaceae
Source: the annotation of a GenBank genome assembly